CUCCUUCUCCUCCCAUUUCCCCGAGAAAGGCAGCUCACACAUACCCAUUUCCCUUGAGUUCCCCGUGUCUCUGGCGCUGAGAAUGCCAUCAUUUUGCGCACAUAUCUAAGGAUUGUAAUUUUUUAAGGAUUUCACCAAAAUGUUGCGCGUUGUUGUGGAAUCUGCCAAGGGUCUUCCCAAAAAGAAGAUUGGGGCGCCCGAUCCCAUUACGUCAAUCAUUUACAAAGGGGAAAAGAAGAAGACCAAGUCAAUCAACAGUGAAUUGAACCCAGUCUGGAAUGAAGUUCUUGAGUUUGACUUGAAGGGCGCUGCACUUGAAUCCACUGCCUUCAUCGAUGUCAUUGUGAAAGACUAUGAAACCAUCGGCAAGGACAAGUUCCUUGGCUCAGCUAAGGUGUCCUUGAGAGACCUCGCCAGUGGCCAGUCCAGAUCGCUCCCGUCUAAGAACCUAUCACUUAGCAACGAGAGCGGUCAAGAUAUAGGGGCAACCAUCGACCUUAUGAUUGGAUAUGAGCCUCCUCCCAAUGCUCCGCCCAACCCCAACGACCAACGGGAUGCUGCCGACCUCACUGCUGGAGAUUCAGCGGGGGGAGAGGAAGGGGAUGAGACCCAGGUGGACGGUGGGCCUGCGUCCAGCAGCGCGGGGGGAGGGGCUGCCGUCCUGCCCCACCAGAACGUCUUCCGGAAGGCCCGCAAGCGCCAGCGGGCCCUGGUCAACAAGCCGCAGGACUUCCAGAUUCGCUUCCGGGUCAUAGAAGGUCGUCAGUUGCCAGGGAACAACAUUAAGCCUGUUGUGAAGGUGAACGUGUGUGGUGAAACACAUCGAACAAGAAUAAAAAGAGGAAACAAUCCAUUCUUUGAUGAGAUGUUCUUCUACAAUGUCCACAUGCUGCCUUCUGACCUGUUUGACAACUACAUCAGUAUACGGGUGUAUGACUCAUCGUCCUUAAGGGCAGACAGCCUGAUGGGGGAAUUCAAGAUUGACGUUGGCUUUGUGUACGACGAACCGGCUCACUGUGUGUUGAGGAAAUGGCUGCUCCUGAAUGACCCAGAUGACUCCAGCUCGGGCGCCAAGGGCUACCUCAAAGUCAGCAUCUUCAUCGUGGGCACCGGGGACGAGCCGCCGGUGGAGAAGCGUGACCGUGACAACGACCAGGACGACAUCGAGAGCAACCUGCUACUGCCGGCCGGCCUCACGCUGCGCUGGGUCACGCUCAAGCUGAAGGUCUUCAGGGCAGAGGACAUCCCACAGAUGGACGACUCUUUCUCGCAGUCCGUCAAAGAGCUCUUUGGAGGCGGCGGAAAUAAAAAGAAUCUGGUGGACCCGUUUCUGGAAGCGUGGUUUGCCGGGAAAAAGCUCUGCACGCAGAUCAUUGAGAAGAAUGCCAACCCAGAAUGGAACGAACUGCUCAAUCUGCAAGUCAAGUUCCCAUCGAUGUGUGAGCGAAUCAAAUUGACCGUCUUCGACUGGGAUCGUCUUACAAGGAACGACGCGGUUGGCACCACCUACCUAAACUUGGCCAAAAUAGCGUCCUCUGGUGGAGAGACGGAAGCCCAACCAGGGGAGUCUGAGGUGGGAUUCCUGCCCACGUUUGGGCCCUGCUAUGUCAACUUCUAUGGGAGUCCUCGAGAGUUCUCUGGACUGCCGGACCCUUACGAUGACCUCAACCUUGGAAAGGGUGAAGGGGUGGCGUACAGGGGAAGAGUACUGGUGGAGCUGUCCACGCAGCUGGAGGGCAAAGCGGACAAGGAGGUGGACAAAAUCCCCAGCGAUGACAUCUUGGUGGUACAGAAAUACCAGAGGCGCAGGAAGUACAGCCUGUGCGCCGUGUUCCACGGGGCCUGCAUGAUCCAGGAGCCCGGAGAACCAAUCCAGUUCGAGGUCAGCAUUGGUAACUAUGGAAACAAGCUGGACUCCACCUGCAAGCCCCUGGCGUCCACCACGCAGUACAGUUGUGCUGUCUUCGACGGGAACCACUACUACUACCUGCCCUGGGCGGACACCAAGCCGGUGGUGGUGCUCCUGUCCUUCUGGGAAGACAUCAGCCACCGACUGGACGCGGUCAACAUCAUCCUCUACAUCGCCAACAGGCUGCAAGAGAACAUCAAUGCACUGAAGAUCAGCAUAGAGGCCAAGGUCCCGGAUAACCGACUGGACGAGAUCUGGGUGAAGCUGGUGAACCAGCUGGUUGAAGAUCUGACCAACGUCCAGCUGCCGUCGCUGGAAGGUGUGGCCCACCUGACCACUCUGGACAUCCAGGUGAAGAAGCUGCGUGACCAGGCCCUGUUGAUGAUGAGUGAACAGGCCCAGAGGAUGGUGCAGGAGGCCUCCGACAUCAUCGACACGCUCGGCACCAUCGAGGCCUGGCUGGAGAAGCUGCACGAGCUCGCCGAAGAGCCUCAGAACAGCAUGCCGGACGUGAUCAUCUGGAUGCUGCGCGGUGAGAAGAGGGUGGGCUACGCCCGCAUACCUGCCCACCAGGUGCUCUACUCCACGCACAGCGAGGAGGCCUGCGGACAGUACUGCGGGAAAACCCAGAACGUCGUCCUCAAGUAUCCAAUGAACAAGAGCAAAGGUCAAAAGGUCCCGGUGCAGGUGCGAGUCAACAUGUGGCUGGGGCUGUCUGCACACGAGAAGAAGUUCAACACCUUCUCCGAAGGAACCUUCAGUGUGUUUGGAGAACUGUAUGAGAACCAGGCAGAGGUGUUUGGAAAGUGGGGCACCACCGGCCUGAUGAACCGCCACAAGUUCUCUGAUGUCACGGGCAAGAUUAAGGUGAAGCAGGAGUACUUCCUGCCCCCUAAAGGAUGGGAGUGGGAAGGCGACUGGUUCGUGGACCCAGAGAGGAGUCUGUUGAUGGAGGCUGAUGCGGGCCACACGGACUUCCUAGACGAGGUGUUUGAGAACGAGACGCGUCUGCCAGGCCGAGACUGGAAGCCUGCGUCUGAACCCUUCACAGAUGUGAAUGGAGAGAAGGCCCUGAGUCCGGCUGAGAUCGAGUGUCCGUCGGGCUGGGCGUGGGAAGACGCCUGGACCUAUGACAUCAACCGAGCAGUGGACGAGAAAGGAUGGGAGUACGGCAUCACCAUCCCCCCAGAUGACAAGCCCAAGUCCUGGGUGUCGGCUGAGAAGAUGUACCACGUGCACCGCCGCAGGAGACUCAUCAGGGCCCGGAAGAGAACGGCCGGCGCCGGGGCAGCUGCUGAGAAGAGAGACCAGGGGGACCCAGAAGGCUGGGAGUACUCUUCUCUGAUUGGUUGGAAGUUCCACAAGAAGGAGCGCUCGUCAGACACAUUUCGCCGGCGACGGUGGAGGAGGAAGAUGGCCCCAGCGCAGCGCGUCGGAGCGUCUGCCAUCUUUAACCUGGAGGGGGCGCUAGGUGUUGACCAUGAUGAGAAAGGCUCCAAAGAUUCCAGCAAAGUGUUUGGAGCCAACACCCCAACCGUGUCCUGCACAUUCGACAGAGCCUAUGCUUAUCACCUGAGGGUGUAUGUGUACCAGGCCAGGAACCUCACUGCUCUGGAUAAAGACAGCUUCUCAGACCCGUACGCCCACGUGUCCUUCUUGCACGUGAGCAAAACCACGGAGACGGUGAAGUCCUGCCUGAACCCCACUUGGGACCAGACGCUCAUCUUCAACAGCGUGGAGAUCUACGGAGACCCCCAGGCACUCACACACAACCCUCCAGACGUGGUGCUCGAGAUAUUCGACAAAGACCAAGUGGGUAAGGAUGAGAUGCUGGGCCGCAGUACGUGUAGGCCGGUGGUGAAGCUCCAGCCGGGUAUGGACAGCACCCCUCGCCUCCUCUGGCGGCCCGUCAUGCAGAGGGGGCAACAUGCAGGAGACGUGCUGGUGUCUGCAGAACUCAUUCUCAAGGAUAAGGGCAAUGACACCGAGCUGCCCCUGGUGCCUUCCAUGAGGGGGGACAAGCUGUACAUGGUGCCCCAGGGAGUCCGGCCCGUGGUCCAGCUCACCGCCAUCGAGAUCUUGGCGUGGGGCCUGCGCAACAUGAAGGCGUACCAGCUGGCCAGCAUCUCCUCUCCCAGCCUGGUGGUGGAGUGCGGGGGGGAGGUGGUCCACUCGGCCACCAUCAGGAACAUGAAGAAGAGCCCCAACUUCCCCGUCUCCGUCCUCUUCCUCAAAGUGCUGCUCCCCAAAGAGGAGAUGUACACUCCUCCUAUCGUGCUGAAGGUGAUAGAUCAUCGCCCGUUCGGCCGCAAGCCGGUGGUGGGCCAGUGCACCAUCACCUCCCUGGAGGAGUUCAGAUGCGACCCCUACGAGAUCCGCUCAGAACUCUCCAUGUCCUCCAAAAUGGCUUUGAUGGCGUCGCCACCCCGUGACCUGGCUAUCAACAUGGAGGACAGCAGGCCACUGCUGGAAGCUGAGUUUCUGUAUGGCAUGUCGUCUGCUGUAGACAGGCUGGUCACCACCCCUCACCACAUACGAGUAGAAAAGGAGAAGGAGGUGGUGGACUGGUGGAGUAAGUUCUACGCCUCUAUUGGGGACCAUGAGAAGUGCGGCCCCUACAGGCAGAAAGGAUAUGACACGCUCAAGGUCUACACUAAGGAGCUGGAGGAUAUUGAGGACUUCAAGGGGUUAACGGACUUCUGUAGCACCUUCAGGCUGCUGAGAGGCAAAAACGAAAACGGGGAAGAGGACCCAACAGUUGUUGGAGAAUUCAAGGGCUCGUUUAAGGUGUACCCCCUGUCUGAUGACCCCGGGGUCACCGCGCCCCCACGCCAGUUCCGCGAGCUGCCGGAGAGCGGGCCUCAGGAGUGCCUGGUGCGGAUCUACGUGGUGCGCGGCAUCGACCUCCAACCCAAAGACAACAACGGCCGGUGUGAUCCCUACAUAAAGAUUUCUCUGGGAAGAAAGAGCAUCGAUGACCGGGACAACUAUCUACCAAACACUACCAACCCAGUAUUUGGAAGGAUGUUUGAGAUGUCAUGCUUCCUCCCGCAAGACAAGGACCUGAAGAUUUCCGUCUACGAUUACGACCUGAUUGGUCGAGAUGAGAAAGUGGGGGAGACGGUGAUCGACCUGGAGAACCGCUUCCUGUCUCGCUUCGGCUCCUACUGUGGGCUGCCUCAGACAUACUGCAUUUCCGGCAUCAACCAGUGGAGGGACCAGCUGAAGCCGUCUCAGAUCCUCCAGAAUUUGGCCCGGCUCAAGGGGACGUCCCCGCCGCGGUCAGAGGACAACGGGAACACUCUGCACUUCGGCGGGAAGCAGUACAGCCUGGAAGAGUUCGAGGUCAACAAGGAGCUCCACCCGCAUCUGGGCCCCCCUCCGGAGCGCAUCGCACUGCACGUGCUCAGAACUCAGAAUCUGGUUCCGGAACACGUGGAGAGCAGAACCCUCUUCAGCACCUUCCAACCCACCCUCUCCCAGGGUACUCUUCAGAUGUGGGUCGAUGUCUUCCCCAAGAGCCUGGGCCUCCCUGGCCCCCCCUUUGACAUUGCACCUCGCAAAGCUCAGAAGCAUUAUCUGCGCGUGGUGGUAUGGAACACCACGGACGUGACCCUGGAUGAGACCAGCGUGACUGGGGAGAGGAUGAGCGACAUCUACGUGAAAGGCUGGAUGCCAGGCAUGGAGGAGGAUAAGCAGAAGACUGAUGUGCACUACCGUUCCCUGGAUGGAGACGGCAACUUUAACUGGAGACUCGUGUUCCCCUUCGACUACCUGCCUGCUGAACAGCUGUGCCUGGUCUCCAAAAAGGAGCACUUUUGGAGUCUAGACCAUACAGAGUUCAGAAUACCACCAAAGCUGAUCGUUCAGAUUUGGGACAAUGACAAGUUUUCAUUGGAUGACUAUCUGGGCUCCAUUGAGCUCGACUUGCGUCACCUCAUCGCGCCGACCAAGAUGCCGCACAAGUGCAAUGUGGACAUGCUGUCAAAAGAGGGCGACAUUCCACACCAGAAAUGGGACGCGUCCAAGUCCCUCUUCAACCAGAAGGCAGUAAGGGGAUGGUGGCCCUGCGUGGUGGAGAAAGACGGCCAAAAAGAGCUUGCUGGGAAGGUGGAGUUGUCUCUGGAGAUAGUGGCGGAGCAGGAGGCGGAUGAGAGGCCGGCAGGGAAGGGCCGUGACGAGCCCAACAUGCACCCCAAACUGGACGCCCCCAACCGCCCCGACACCUCCUUCUUCUGGUUCACCAACCCGUGCAAGACCAUGAAGUUCAUCGUGUGGCGCAGGUUCAAAUGGCUCUUCAUCGGCCUCAUCUUCCUCAUCCUCGUCCUGCUCUUCAUCGGAAUCUUGCUCUACUCACUGCCGAACUACAUUUCCAUGAAGAUUGUGAAGCCCUUCUCCGUGUGAGAUUUUGUGAAGAGUGCAGCACAUCAAACCACUCACCAUCCACCAGCCAUCCAUCCUGACAAUCAACUCAAAGCACUAACUGCCACCAGCCAAAUGUUUUCAGACCCUGUUUAUGAGUAUAGGUCUGUAGAUAUGUUUUAGCUCCCUAAAACUGUUUAUUUUUGUUGUUUUUUUAAGGGAAACGAGUUUUAAGUGAAAUGGGGAUGUUUU
Molecule: messenger RNA, 6523 nt
Organism: Engraulis encrasicolus (European anchovy)
Lineage: Eukaryota; Metazoa; Chordata; Actinopteri; Clupeiformes; Engraulidae
Product: myoferlin-like
Exons: 55
Coding region: 140-6313 (2057 amino acids)
Biological process (GO): plasma membrane organization; membrane fusion
Cellular component (GO): membrane
Source: RefSeq, a predicted model, not a curated record